UUUAUCAGUUAGGUGAAAGCACUUUUCUAUUGCAAAUACAAGACAACAACUCCUUCACCAUAAUGUCACACCAGCGUGCCACAGUGGUGCAUAUGAUAUAAAGGGCCAAUACAGGCGACCAAUAAGAAGUCACCACAUGUACAUGAAGAGGUUUUAAAGAUCACCGACUAGCUGCUUGCUACACACUCCGAGUAGUCUCACUAUUGCAGUCACCACUUUCACCUGAGGAAAGACAAGAGGCCGCGAGUUCUCACUCCACAAGACCAACAUGACAACAACACAUCAGCUAAUGGCCGCCGCCUUCUACCUGUGCGGGCUUAUGUUUCUUUACCACGUCGACUCUGUGAACAGCUUGAGAUGCAAAUAUUGUCUACCUGCUGACUGUAGUUCUGGCAACGUGACAGACAUUGAGUGCCUACCCAACCAAAUCUGCGGCAUUUUUAGACAGUUCACCCCAGGAGUGAACAGCUUUCAGUGCAAGAUUUGUGAUGCCACUGACCCCCACUGCGGUUCCGGAGAAGUGCCAGAUAAAGACUGUACAAACGACACGCACUGUAAUAUUCUUAGAAUGCACCACAAGAACCCAACAAAAGUGGAUACCUAUCGUGGGUGCUCUGAUGGAGGAGAGGACUAUUGCGAGGAUCUUUUGGAUGGGAUGCGUUUGUGCUACAUCUUUUGCAACACGAGCGGCUGUAACAACGAACCUACUAUGUAUUGAGAAGAGCAAUAUGUGACCAUUUUAUGAGAAGCUGCCAAUGAUACAAGCAAACUAUCGCUAUUCAGAAACAAUUUAGUUUGAAGGAUAUUACCCCAAAAAUAAACCGUUUUAUCCACUUAAAAGUCCUUUUCUUUUCUUUGGCUAAGUAUCAUGGAAACAGUUUUAUUUCUGUUAUUCGAGGUUGUAAAAAAAUAUUAUUUUAGGUUUUAAAUUUAUGACAAUAUCUCACAAUAAUUUUUUUUUAAUUAUCAGAAAAACUGAAAAAAGCAGUUGCGAAUCUAAGUUAAUUGUUGUUCCUUUGUCGAUCCAUAUUGUGCGAUUACCGACC
Messenger RNA from Pomacea canaliculata, 1046 nucleotides. RefSeq lists its product as uncharacterized. The transcript has 4 exons. The coding region runs from base 269 to 718 and encodes 149 amino acids. Lineage: Eukaryota; Metazoa; Mollusca; Gastropoda; Architaenioglossa; Ampullariidae. The record is from RefSeq and is a predicted model, not a curated record.